AUGAGUAAUCAUACAGAACUAGUGUUAUGGACUGAAUACAGAUCAGUCUAUCCGGGUGGGCCCUUUGUUGAUGUCUCUUAUACAUCAACUGCUGGAUCUCUUCUAGAAACCAGCUUUAAUGUUUCUAAUUCUCAUCUUGGAAUUGAAGAGGAGCUGUGCGUGGCUAAGGAUCCAGUUGGCAACUACACAGCUGAGAGAUGUGAUAAAGAGUACUAUAGAUACUGCUUUGUGGAACCCUAUACAGAUGAUCCUGAUUCUGAAGGAUGUAAAGGAUUGAUAGGCGGUAUUAGAUUUUAUUCUCCUAAACCAAUGUGUUUAACUGCGCUUCUUGGGGCUCGUGGUAUGGGUGUUAGAGCAACAUGGAUGCAAUCACACGAAAAGUGUGCAAAAAACGGAGGACAAAUUCUCUAUAAUGGAUGGAGGUAUUCGAAUGAUCCGGUCUUACAUCUCUCUUCUGCACACACUAGAGUUUAUCCUCUGCGUGUGACAUAUGAUCCUAUGCGGAAUAUAACUUUUCCGAGCGUUGCGGAAAGUUUGAUUGAGCCAAAUACUGCCUCAAAUGAAACACAAUAUGGUAUCAUACAAAACGAUGUGUGGGAAACAACCAAUAGUUCCUAUGUAUUCUAUGAUGUCAUUUGUGAGAAGGAGGCGAAGCGCAGAAGCGUUACGUUUGUAGUUAAAACUGAUUACGAGAAUAGGCUGGUACUAGUACCAAGUGGAACCGUUGAAGCAGAUGACAUUCUAUGUUAUACUGAUUCUGUCACAUAUUAUCCAACGCGUGUCAAAAUUCGUCACGACGAACGUUCACGUACUUAUAUUCUAUCACCGCCUGAUGAUGGUAAUUAUUGGUGCGUUUACAAGGAUACUAAACGAUUUUAUGUUACAAAAUCUAAUAAAUAUCUCUGGAUUAGGGAGAAAGAGUCUUUAAAACACAGCUACGCUGUCACAGUCAAGUUUGAAGAAGAAUAUACUGUAGAUAAAAUAGAUGAUAGUCUGAAGAUUUGGGAAAGGAAGCUCAAAGAUUACAUUUUCUAUUCCACGAUGUACAAAAACAGUACAGGAAUCUAUGACUUGGACUUGGAUAAAGAUGAUCAAGAUACUUUAGAACUGUUCAAAGUUGAGCAUCCUGAAUUGAAAUCGAGGAAAGAAAAAAUGUUUUUCAAAACGAAAUUGAAACAGUUAUAUUUAGAUAGGAAAACAGUUUUAUUUCAUGUUCAGUUGGAUCCGACAAUGAGGGCUGUCGCGCCAGGUUCGUGGUCUUUUAUGACGGUUAAUAUUAUGAAUCCAGUGCUUUACUGUUCAAAGGGAAAAGAGCAAUUCGUUCACAAAAUAACGACAAAAUGCGAGAUUCACUCCUGUGUUGGCAAUUUCAAUACGGGGGUAACUGUGCUGACGACCAGUGAUGAAAUCUGUAAAUUGGAGAGUGAAGCCUCAUUAACCGCCAAUGUCACGGUCCGCAUGACCGAGUCGUACAGAGAUGACACCUCACCAACAAUCAGAAGUAGCAGCUCUUCAGAAGAUUCUGAUGAGGAAGAUGACACACACACAGUCGAGCCAACUCGAUCUCCCAAUAAUACUAUCCCAACACCCUCCUUCAAUAUUACUUACCCAAUACCUCCUUUUGAUCCAAUCAUAACAGCUGAACCUUCUUUUCCAACGAUUCCAAGCACAGAACUGACUACAGAAAUACCAUCUACUACAGAAAUACCAUCUACUACAGAAAUACCAUCUACUAGUCAAAUACCAACUACUACAUGGCGACCUGAUGAACAGUUGCAGCAAGUUAUGGAUAAUCUUGAACUGCUCUUACUGAACGACACAGUUCCAGUUGGCAAUAUUACUCAGUCAUUUGAUCAAGUUGAUCAACUUCUUGAAAAUGAUAUGAACUUGGAAAUACCUGGCCGUCUUCUGAGACUGUUGGACAGGAUCGGUAAAAAUUUAAAGUUAAAUGGAACUUAUUAUGCCCGAGAAAUUAGAAGUAAUGUAGCUCUGUUGGUGGCGGACGCUGAUCCAAGAGCCCCUGUGAAUGGUCUCAGAAUAGCUACCAGAGACAAUGAUUCCUUCACUGAUGAAGCCUUUGAGUUUAUUCGCGAUGAAGUAAACUCCAGCCAACUCAACACUGACGCAAGUGAAGCAGUGGUCCAACUACCGAACUCAGUGGCCAACUCGUCUCGCCGUAUUAGCUUCGUAAUAUUUCGUAACGACCGAGCCUUUCAAAGCAACGUUACUACUAUGAGCGUUAAUAGCAGGAUUCUGAGCAUCAACGUUGAAGACACUUUAGAAUUCGAGGCCGGAGAGUUUAUAAACAUAUAUUUUCGACCUCUAAGUGAAGCAGCUCGCAACCAGACUCGUUCCUGUGGCUACUGGAAAUUCGACGAUGAAGAUAGUGUCGGCUACUGGUCACAGGACGGUUGCACAUUUAUCGAAGCAACUGAAUCUGGAAUGAUGGAUACUUGCCAGUGUACACAUCUAACGCACUUUGCUGAGAUCCUGGUCUCUAGGACUUUGUUUUCUGAAUCAGACGAAACGAUCCUAGAAAUCUUAUCUGUAGUUGGAUGCUGCCUAUCCAUCUUCGGUCUGACCGUGGUGGCCAUAACUGCCAUUCUAUUCAGAUCCUGGCGAAGAGACUUUAACAACAAAAUCUGGUUACAACUAUGUGUAGCAAUUUUGCUACUCGUUAUAUGUUUUUUGAUUACAGUUUUUAUAAAAUUCAGAACAUAUACCUUAGGAUGUAUGUUCUUGGGAGUUAUAAUACAUUAUUCUGUCCUAGCAUCAUUUUGUUGGAUGCUGGUGGCCGCUGUAGUAUCGUAUAAAAGACUAGUAAAGGUGUUCACCCGAGACGCCUCCCAUAAACUACUUAGAGCAUCAGCGUUUGCCUGGGGAGUUCCGAUAGCCGUGGUCGGGAUUCUCCUUGCAUCGUCUCCAGGUUCUUACAGGGGGCAAUUCGAAGACAUUAGCCCUACAGGUAGUUUCUGCUAUCCUUCAGGGUUAGGUCUUUGGCUCGCCGUCUAUGCUCCUAUAGCAAUCAUGUUGCUUGCAAACUGGAUCCUAUUCAUUCUGAUCCUACGAUCCUUGUUUGGUCCUAGAGGAAUCGAUAGACAUGGAGAUACCAAUGAAGCUAGGCGUUGUGCUUCAGUCAGCUGUCUCCUAACAUUUCUCUUCGGGCUACCUUGGAUAUUUGGCUUAUUUGCAAGCAACGUCGUAGCCGCUUAUUUUUUUGCUUUAACAGCUACAUUCCAAGGAUUCGUACUGUUCAUAUUUUUUGUAGUAGGAAAUAAAAAGACUAGGGAUCUUUGGCUGAACAAGUUAAAGAUCAGACAAUCUUUGAGGGUGCCAGUUACAGUGUCAACUUAUACAAAUCGUAGUACUGGCUUGUCUGGGCCGGGCUGGCGAGGAGGAGCUGCAAACACUGUUGAAGGCAAAAUUUCCAAGCCCAAAUCAUUAUCAAGCAGUGAUAACAGUAGAUUCUCCUGA
Molecule: messenger RNA, 3474 nt
Organism: Arctia plantaginis
Lineage: Eukaryota; Metazoa; Arthropoda; Insecta; Lepidoptera; Erebidae
Source: the annotation of a GenBank genome assembly